Molecule: messenger RNA, 2400 nt
Organism: Uranotaenia lowii
Lineage: Eukaryota; Metazoa; Arthropoda; Insecta; Diptera; Culicidae
Exons: 2
Coding region: 1-2400 (799 amino acids)
Molecular function (GO): zinc ion binding; nucleic acid binding
Source: RefSeq, a predicted model, not a curated record
AUGCCAGCAGCUUCAUCCGCCGCCAAGGAGCCUUCGCUGAAGAGUCUUCAGACUAAACUUCGUGCACAUCUGGAUCUGUUUAAAACAAUUGUUGCGUUUGUGGAUACACUUGCUGAGGUUACUUCAAUCGAACGUAUCCAGGUGCGUUUAGCUAAGCUAGACGAACUGUGGGACAAAGUGAAUGCUGUCUUGGUGGACAUUGAAACUCAUGGAGAAUACACGUUGACACCGGAGAAUAGCCCCUCCCAGGUUCGCUUAGACUGUGGAGAAUCCUAUUACGAUGCGAAGGCAACAAUGCUGGAAAAAAUUAAGGAGUUAGAACAGGAAACAACAAUUGCACACCAAUCUACGAGACUUCAUGAUUCUUCGAUGCAUCCGACUACGGAACACGUCAAGCUACCACAAAUCAAAUUACAACUUUUCGAUGGAAAUGUGGACGAGUGGCUUAGCUUCAGGGAUUUAAAUUUAUCUUUAAUCCAUACCAAAGCAGAUUUACCAGACAUCGAAAAUGCCAACUAUCCAAUUGCGUGGGAAUGUCUAAUGAAACGUUACAACAACAGCAAACUUUUAAAACGACGGCAGGUGAAUACGCUUCUAAAGUUGCCAAGCGUUUCAAGAGAAUCUGUAACGGAAUUGCAGUGUCUACUAGAGGGUUUCGAGCGAAUUGUACAAACACUAGAUCAAUUAGUGAAGGUCGAAGAAUACAAGGAUCUACUACUACUCGAGAUUCUAUGCAGCAGACUUGAUCCAACUACCCGACGCGCGUGGGAAGAAUUCACAGCAGGCAAUGAGCAGGAUAAGAUUUCGGAUUUGAUGCAGUUCAUCCAGAAGAGGAUUUCGGUUCUAUGUUCCCUACCCAACAAAAUAUCCGAAAGUCGACCAGAAUACGUUAAAAGGCAAUAUGGAAUACGAACUAGCCACAACGUCACGCGCAUAUCCAAGGGUCGCUGCGUCGCGUGCUCAGAUACCCAUCCGCUCUUCAUGUGCCAGACUUUCAGGAAGAUGCCGAUAACGGAAAGGGAUAGAUUGGUUCGAACAAACUCGCUUUGCAGAAAUUGCUUCCGAAAUGGACACAUGGCUUCGGAGUGUAUGUCGAAAUUCGUAUGCCACAACUGUAAGGGUAAACACCACACGUUAAUCUGCUUUCGCUCAGAAGGGGCAACUGCCUCCAAUUCCGGCACUAUGAGGAGAAAUUCUAGAAAUUCAGAACCACCAUCGACGGAAACAGUCGCAUCUAAUAUUGCACGGCGAUCAGCUUCAACAGUGCUUCUAGCAACAGCCGUAGUUUUGGUAGAGGACAACAAUGGAUUCAGCUAUCCUGCCCGAGCAUUGCUGGACUCCGGGUCGGAGUGCAAUUUUAUGGCGGAGCAUUUGUGUCAAAGGUUAGGUGUCUGCCGACAGCGCUCGAACGUUUCAGUAAUGGGAAUCGGCCAAUCAACUUCCGAAGUCAAGCAUCAAGUCACUGCGAUUAUCAAGUCUCGAAACGAAAGCUACAAACAACAAAUGGACUUCCUGGUUUUACCGAAGGUGACAGCGGAUCUACCAACAGCAGACAUUAUUUUUUCCGAACUACGUUUACCAGCGGAGAUCGAAUUAGCAGACGCCAACUUCUUCCAAUCCAAUGCAAUCGAUCUGAUCUUAGGCAUCCAACAUUUCUUUGAAUUCUUCCAAUCUGGUCAACGGAAAUCGCUAGGAGAUGGAUUACCAGCUAUUACAGAAUCCGUUUUUGGCUGGGUUAUUACUGGUGUAGUACAAAACUGGAGGCAAACUUCAAAGACCAUCUGUAAUACAGCUAGUUCGAUACCUUUGGACGAAUAUCUAAGUCGUUUUUGGUCCUGCGAGGAAAUAGGCUCGGUUCACAAAUAUUCACCCGAAGAAAUGCGCUGUGAGGAGUUUUUCGUCAAGACGGUUCGCAGAGAAACUGAUGGUCGAUAUACAGUUUCUCUUCCAAAGGAUGGGAAUGUCAAUUCCAGAUUAGGCGAGUCAAGGGACAUCGCAUUCCGACGUUUGCAAUACCUAGAGCGCAGAUUGGAUCGUGAUUCUAGCCUGCGUGAAGAGUACAACCGAUUCAUUCAGGAAUAUUUACAACUUGGCCACAUGCGAUUGGUAGAGGAAACCCGAGAGGACAGUUCAAAACGUUGCUAUCUCCCUCAUCAUCCUAUAAUUAAAGAAGCUAGCACAACAACAAAACUUCGAGUGGUUUUCGACGCGUCAAGCAAAACUUCAAGCAAACUAUCGCUGAAUGAUGUAUUGCUAGCAGGACCCGUCAUACAAGAUGAUCUAAGAGCAAUUGUCCUACGGUGCAGAACGAAACAAAUAAUGAUUGUUGCUGAUGUGGAAAAGAUGUUCCGUCAAAUCAAGGUGUUCGAAGACGAUAUGGCUCUACAAAGCAUCCUAUAG